AAUAAAAACAAGAAGAAUUUUAUAGCAAAAUUGGGAAAUUGAUUUUUAAGAAAAUAAUUAUAUAUUUCUAACAGUCUUAUUACAUCUACUCUCCAAAAAGGAUACGUAUAAUAUAUAUUCACAUCACUGGAAGCCAAGAAAGUAGGCGUGGUAUUGUAGUAUUGCAGUUAUAAGAGUCAAAGAGUGGGAAAUUUUCAGAAUUAUUCGAGUUACGAGACACGACGAUCAUCGAGGUGUUAUGCCUCCUGUGAUCCUUGAACAUUCAGGGAUUGUGCAUGUCGCUCAAGAUGAAUCCACAUCAUUAGUUUGUGUCUCUCAAGCUUGUCCCACACCAGAAUACAGGUGGUAUGCUCAAACCGGAGCUGAGCCAAUGUUGGUACUACCUGGUCCAAGAACAAGAUUACUGGGGCCUGUUUUGGCCAUUGAAGCUGUUACUUUAGAAGAUAAUGGAGUUUAUAGAUGUACAGCUGCAAAUCCUGGCGGUGAGGCUAGUGCGGAAUUAAGGCUAGUUGUAACGGCACCUUUAAACGUGGAAGUGACACCUGCCCUUUUAAGUGUUCACUUGGGAGGAAAUGCAGAAUUUAGAUGCGAAGUUGGUACUCAUCCCCAGGCUGGACCACAUUUUGUAACAUGGUACAAAGAUGGAAGACAACUUCCAGGAACGGGGAGACAAUCAGAGUUGUUGAGGUUAAAUGGUAUUGGCAGAGAAGACAGAGGAAUGUACCAAUGUAUUGUUAGAAGAUCUGAGGGUGAUACUGCACAGGCGUCAGCUGAAUUACAACUAGGAGACGCACCGCCGGUUCUUCUCUACUCAUUUAUAGAGCAGACACUACAACCUGGACCAGCAGUGUCGUUGAAGUGUUCAGCCGCAGGGAAUCCCACCCCUCAAGUUUCCUGGGCUUUGGAUGGUUUCCCUCUGCCCACCAAUGGAAGAUUUGUGAUAGGUCAGUACGUCACUGUUCAUGGUGAUGUCAUUUCCCAUGUCAAUAUCAGUCACGUUAUGGUCGAAGAUGGUGGUGAAUAUUCAUGUACAGCUGAAAAUCGAGCGGGCAAAGUGACUCAUUCUGCACGCCUCAAUGUCUAUGGUCUCCCAUACAUUCGUCUCAUUCCAAAAGUAACAGCCGUAGCAGGAGAAACUCUUCGUCUUAAAUGUCCAGUCGCCGGCUAUCCAAUCGAAGAGAUAAAAUGGGAGCGUGCUGGUCGUGAAUUACCCGAUGAUCUACGUCACAAGGUCCUACCCGAUGGCACACUAAUGAUCAACAGUGUUCAAAAAGAAUUUGACACCGGUUCAUAUACAUGUUGGGCACGCAACAAACAAGGACACAGCGCUCGAAGAACCGGCGAAGUUGCAGUAAUCGUACCCCCUAUAAUUGAGCCAUUUACCUUCCAAGAGGGACUUUCCGAGGGGAUGCGGACGCGGACGGUGUGCGGGGUCGCGGCGGGUGAUCCUCCCUUAACUAUUUCCUGGCUAAAAGAUGGCCAAAGUCCCUUUCCCCUACCACCAAAAUUGGCCUCAGUCGCUAAUAUUUCCCAAUUGGAUCCUUAUUCGAGUCUUCUCAGUAUUUCCAAUCUUGCGGCCGAGCACUCCGGUGAUUAUACAUGCGUCGCCGCGAACCCCGCCGCCGAGGUCAGGUACACGGCCAAGCUUCAGGUAAAAGUGCCACCACAAUGGAUCGUCGAGCCUAUUGACGUUAGUGUUGAAAGAAACAGACACGUUUCUUUACAUUGUCAAGCACAAGGUGUGCCAACUCCCACCAUUGUUUGGAAAAAGGGAACAGGUGGUAAAACAGGCGAGUAUGAGGAGCUGCGAGAAAGAGCAUAUACGAAACUUCUUCCAAAUGGCACUCUAUUGCUUCAGCACGUUAAAGAAGAUAGAGAAGGCUUCUAUCUUUGCCAAGCUAGCAAUGGUAUUGGAACUGGCAUUGGAAAAGUGGUGCAGCUUAAAGUCAAUUCUUCUCCAUUCUUUGCGGCUCCGUCUCGCCUAGUAACCGUUAAAAAAGGUGAUACAGCGACUCUUCAUUGCGAAGUACAUGGUGAUAAACCUGUUACUGUCACAUGGUUAAAAGGUGGUAAAAUUGAAUUAAAUCCAUCGACAAAUUAUCGGGUAACAGUGAAGCAGGAAAUAACUCCGGACGGAGUUGUUGCCCAAUUGCAAAUUGCAGCAGCGGAAGCUUCUGACAGUGGAGCUUAUUUUUGUCAAGCUAGCAAUUUAUAUGGUCGCGAUCAACAAUUAGUACAACUUAUUGUACAAGAACCACCAUUACCACCGAGUGGACUGGAAACUGCAAUGGUUGCCAGUCGUAGUAUCAAUGUAAAGUGGCAACACAAAUCUCAAGACACUAGUGAAGUGACCAAAUAUAUUCUUCAAUAUAAAGAAGGAGAAGGUUUGUGGCAACAACAAGAAUUAACUGGACCUCCACUGCCUUAUGCUGCUUUAAUUGAUGAAUUGAAACCAGCUACAAAGUAUACAAUUCGAGUGAUUGCUGAAGGCCCCGCUGGAAGAUCAACACCCUCCGCUGAACUUAUCGUGAGAACUGAGCCACAAAGACCAGCAGGCCCACCAAUUAAUUUAGUAGCAAGACCUCUGUCCUCGACAGAAAUGUUGGUCACAUGGUCACCUCCUCUUCCUGAACUUCGACAUGGCGAUGUUCAAGGUUUUAAUGUAGGAUACCGAGAAACAAACUCAGGAAAUCCAUCUUACAAUUUCACCUCAGUCUCUGGAGACGGUGAGGAAGGUGGAGGAGAACUUCGUCUCUCGGGACUUCGACCUUAUACGAGAUAUACUCUGGUAGUCCAAGCUUACAAUCAAGUUGGAUCUGGACCUCUCUCAGAACCUUUAACAUCGCAGACACUUGAGGAUGUUCCAAGCACACCACCUGAAGAUGUAAGAUGCGCAGCACUGACAUCUCAAUCUCUCCAAGUUUCAUGGCAACCUCCACCUAAUUCUCACAGUAAUGGAAUUAUUCAAGGAUAUAAACUUCAUUAUGAGCCACUAUUAGCCGAUAUGUGGCGCGGAGUCGACGAGAUGGAGGUGCGGAAAACAAAUGCUUUGACAACAGUUUUAACGGGGUUGAGAAAGUUUACAAAUUAUAGUAUUCAAGUGUUGGCAUUUACACGAGUUGGCGAUGGAAUUCCAACGCGAGUAACAUUAUGUCACACCGAGGAAGAUGUUCCAGGUAGUCCAGCGGACAUUAAAGUGGUUGUUAGUUCACCGCAAGCCCUCUUCAUCUCAUGGCUACCGCCCCUUGAACCCAAUGGUAUCAUUACAAAGUACAAUCUAUACACACGGGUUGUUGAUGGACGAGAAGAAUUGAAUCAUGGAAAGAGAACAUUGCCAGCAACGAAUACUUAUUUUGAGGCAACAGGUCUUCAACAGCACAUUGAGUAUCAAUUUUGGGUAACCGGAAGUACACGUGUUGGUGAGGGUCAAAGUUCUAAAGUUGCUGCACAAGUUCCCACGAAUCGUGUUCCGGCGAGAAUAACUUCUUUUGGUGGUCACGUAAUUAAACCUUGGAGAGGGUCGGCAACACUCACGUGUAAUGCUGUUGGCGAUCCAACGAGAGAAUGGUUCAAAGGAAACACCGAACAAAUUCACACUGAUACAUCAAGAAAUAUUCAAAUUUUACAAACUGGAGAACUUGUUCUCUCGAGUCUUCAAACACAAGAUUCGGGAAAUUAUACAUGUCAGGUGGAAAAUUCUCAGGGUAGCGACAGAUUACAUUAUGUGGUCACUGUUCAAGUUCCACCAAGUGCUCCAGUUCUUUAUGUAACGAGUUCCACUGCCAGUAGUAUUUUACUUCAUUGGAAACCUGGUUUUAAUGGAGGAGCACCUCUUACCGGGUAUUCUUUACAUUAUCGCACAACUCAUGGGAAUUUGGAGGAAAUGCAACUAUCAAGAAGAGCAACAAGUCAUGAGUUAAAAGGACUUUUGUGUGGUAACACAUAUCAUCUUUAUUUAACGUCACACAAUAAAAUUGGAAAUAGUCCAUCUUCGCCCAUUCUAUCAGUACGAACACAAGGACAACCACCGGGAAUUCCACCAUCGGCAGCUUUUCUAGCUCCAAAUUCCACAACACUUGCUCUUCGUCUUCAUGUCUGGCCUGAUAAUGGAUGUCCAAUUCUCUAUUUCGUUAUACAAUAUCGACCAAUCAACGAAUUUCAUUGGACUUUGGUGUCUAACAGCGUCAAGAUGCAACGUCGAUUUAUUGUCACUAAUCUUGCGCCAAGUUCGGUUUAUCAGCUAAAAGUCGAAGCUCACAAUGUCGCCGGCAGCAAUGAAGCCGAAUUUACAUUUAUCACAUUGACGAAAGAAGGCGAGCCACCUCCUCCAGAACUCUCGAAACGUGGCUUUAUUGCAGGAAUACCAUUUUAUGCAGACGUGAAAAUUAUUUUGCCAUUGACGAUUGCUGCAGUGGCACUUUUUGCAGCUGCAGUUACUCUCGCUUUGCGUUGGAAAAACAGAUAUUCGGGGGACCGAGUACAGAGGCCGAUGAAGGAAUCUCAGGAGAAUCAACAGAACGCCGAAACCCAGAGGGAACGGUAUUAUGCCACUAUCCACAAGGUGGCUCUUCAGCAGGCCAACUCAGGAGGUCCAGAGAAGAUUCCAGGUGAAUCUUUGUUACGAUACGGACGAAAGACAGAGACAGCGGAGGACAUCUCGCCGUACGCUACGUUCCAGCUGUCGGAGGGUGGCGCGGGAGGCCUGGGAGGUCUGGGAAGUCUUGUCGGCGCGGAAGCCUCCGGGGGAGGUCUACAUUCCAACAACACUCUUCUUCACAGCUUCAUGUAUCACGAACACGCUAUGACGGAGGGGUGCGCGAGUCCUCCCCCAGCUGCGACGACAAUGAAGAGCGUGUCGUCCCGUCGACGUCAACAGAGGAAACAACACACUCCGGGGGACGUCGAGACCGACGAGAGCGAGUCUGACCCUGAUCAACUAACAAGUUCCAGAACGGAAUCAUCGAAUCAACUGGAUGCAGGCAAAUUGAAACACAUUCGAGCAGUUUCAGAUUUUAUAUAUCAUGGUACUUCGAGCACUUCGUCAGAUAUUUCACCCAUGUCAGAGCAGAAGUCGCUACCACGGAGAGGACGAUCUAGAUGGCAUGUUCCCAGCAGGAGUUCACUACGCACACUACUGCCUCCAAUAUCCGUUGCAGAAACCACUUUCGGUGGAAAUCAAUCAAAUCAGGGUGUUCAUCCACCAGGAAGUGACCGGGUCGAUCGACCGGAACUCAGCGAGGCCGAGUGCGAUAUUGAUUCUUUAAAAAAAUUAAAAUUAGGUCUCAGAAGUUCUCUAUGGUCGAGACCGGGAACUCAAAAUAAUCCCUCUUCUGAUUAUUCAAUCGCCGUUUAAAAACAAAAAGAAAGAAAUUUUUUUCCAAUAAAUCUACGUCGUCCUAAACAUUAACCCCAUGCCUUCGUCGUGUCUCAUACUCUUAAUAAUAAUAAUAAUUAAACAAAACAAAUGAAAAACUAUAUAUCGUUGCUAAAUUGCAACUUUGUAAAUAUUUGUCGUCAGCAGAUUUUUCAUCAACUCUUAUUAAUAAAUUCAUUUUAUUAUUUUUUUUUUUUAAAGCAAACAUUGCAGAGCAAUUUUUUGUUUUAACUGUAAAAUAAUUUUCUUUUAUCAUAUUCAAUCAAAAUGAAUGCAAAACUAAUAUUUUAAUGACACUAUUUAAUAUUUAUAUAUUAAAUAAAUGUUACAAUGAAUAUUAAUUAAAUAUUAAAUAUUUAUAAGUAUUAAUUAAAUAUUAAAUUUUUAUAAAUAUUAAUUAAAUAAUAAAUUAUGAAAUUCUUAUUUUAAUAUUAAUUAUAAUAUCCUCAACUUAAUCUUAAUACAUAUAUUUAAUAUUUCAUUAAUACCAAAUGAAGACAAGAUUUUUUUUUUAUAAACAAUGUGACAAUAAUUGCUGUACAGAUAACAUUGAAGAAUCUACUGAUGACUCUCGUAAUUUUUAAUUGUAUCGAUAAAUAAUAGUUUUCCCCCUAAAAAAAGAAAACGAAAGAAUUCUAUUAAACGAAUUUUAAGCAUUUUUUAUCCCAAAGAUCUUCCAUAAAAAGCACUUGGCUGCCAAAUAGGUACAAAUAUUAUUGCACAUUGAAUAUUUAAAUUUAAGUUUUCAAAAAUUUACAUUUAACUAAAUUUAAAAAAAAAAUAGGAUUAAAAGUAAAAAAUUUAAGUAAAAAAAUUUCCAAAUAUUCAAAUAUCGAUGAGUUAGGAGAAAAAAAUUUCAAAAUACAAAUUUAAAGGCAAACAAUUUUUAAAAAAGUCA
Molecule: messenger RNA, 6272 nt
Organism: Leptopilina boulardi
Lineage: Eukaryota; Metazoa; Arthropoda; Insecta; Hymenoptera; Figitidae
Gene: Dscam2
Product: cell adhesion molecule Dscam2-like
Exons: 27
Coding region: 239-5353 (1704 amino acids)
Biological process (GO): axon guidance; cell-cell adhesion
Cellular component (GO): axon; plasma membrane
Molecular function (GO): protein binding
Source: RefSeq, a predicted model, not a curated record